Molecule: messenger RNA, 1740 nt
Organism: Chaetomium strumarium
Lineage: Eukaryota; Fungi; Ascomycota; Sordariomycetes; Sordariales; Chaetomiaceae
Product: Pre-mRNA cleavage complex II protein Clp1-domain-containing protein
Exons: 4
Coding region: 68-1489 (473 amino acids)
Biological process (GO): tRNA splicing, via endonucleolytic cleavage and ligation
Cellular component (GO): mRNA cleavage factor complex; nucleus
Molecular function (GO): polynucleotide 5'-hydroxyl-kinase activity; ATP hydrolysis activity
Source: RefSeq, a predicted model, not a curated record
CACUCUCUCAACAUACAGUUAGGUACCUACGAAGCCACCUUGCGCAAUCACGGAUGACGUAGUGAAGAUGUCUAUCCCGGGCCUGGGGGAGAUAGCUCCGCAGCAAACCGUCUCCACGACUCGCACAAUAACGCUUCUCCCCUUCUGGGAAUGGCGCUUCCACGUCCCCCAUACCGUUUCCCAACCCUCGAGCACUGCCGGGGGCAGCGCCGGCGCCACAGUCUGCCUCGUGUCCGGAACCGUCGAGCGUGACGGCACCGAGCUCGCGCAGAACCGCAAGUACACCUUUCCGCGCAACACCAAGUCCAAACUCCUCACGUACACGGGCUGCACGUUGGAAGUCAGCGGCGAAUUCGUCGACCGUGUCGCGCAGUACCCUUCGCCGGAAAGCUCGCCCCAGCUGUCGGUGCUGAAUCUGCAUCUUGCGCUGCAGGCGCAGCGAAAGGCGGCCGCUGCCAAGGCCGAUGGUGGACUUAGCAAAGCGGUGCCAGGGCCGCGGCUGAUGGUUUGUGGGCCGGCGAGCAGCGGCAAGACCACGUUGGUAAGGACGCUGGCUGCGCUGGCGACGAGGAUGGGCGGGCAGCCGCUGGUGGCCAGCGUUGAUCCGAGGGAGGGGUUGCUCUCGCUGCCGGGGACAAUCAGUGCGGCUGUUUUUGGCACCGUGAUGGAUGUGGAGGACCCGGCAGGGGGCUUUGGCGUGAGUAGCACCCCCGCCAGUGGGCCGAGCGCCGUUCCAGUCAAGCUGCCGAUGGUUUAUUAUUUUGGGAGGGAGAAGGUGGAGGACGACGCACAACUAUGGAGGGCCUUGACGAGCAAGCUCGCUAGCUCGGUAAGGGCUAGACUUGCGGCGGAUGAGAGCGCAAGGGAUUCUGGGUUGAUAUUGGAUACGCCGGCCGUCAGCGUGGCGAAGGGGGAUUUGGACAUGCUGAUGCAUGCCGUGAGCGAGUUUGCAGUGAACAUCGUGGUUAUCCUGGGCUCGGAUGAAAUACACGCGCAGUUGCAGCGGCGGUUAGAAAACGAAAAAACAACGCAUGGCGAAGUCAUUAGUGUGAUCCAACUGAAUAGAAGCGACGGUGUUGCGGAACGGGACAACGAUUUCAUGAAGGCUACUCGCGAAGCGGCCAUCAAGGAAUACUUCUUUGGCGACUCCAAGAGAACAUUGAGCCCAUUCACACAAUCAGUCACCUUCGACGAAGUGGCCAUCUUCAAGACUCCGGACGACUCAGAUUUCUACGACACACAACAAGCUCUCGCGCCCGCUGAGAUCUCGGCCGAGAUGUCGCACUGGACUCUCGCCGUGAUGAACGCCUCUCUGAACGACCCGCCCGAAACCAUCCAACAGGCACCUGUCAUGGGGUUUGUAGCUGUUGCGGAUGUAGAUGAGGAUAGGCGGCGGCUCAAGAUACUCUCCCCCGUUGGAGGCAGGUUGGGGAAUAGGCCUAUGGUUUGGGGACGCUGGCCUGAGCCAUACAUCAACCUACUUGGAUAGCUGGCUGGUAGGCGUCGUGGCUGCAGUUUCAGAACUCCUCAUCCGUAUCGUGGCGGUUCGGCGCAAAGGCACAAUCGGCUUGGAGUCUGGCGUAGAAAAGGCUUACAGCAUUUUCGUUCAUAAUGCCAUACUAGUAUCGACUGAGGAAAUCGCUUGAUGGUUUUGCGAAGCGGACCAUCGUGUCCUGCAGUGUUCCAGGCGUUGUUGCAUAUGGCGCUUUGACCACAGUGUCGGGACCUGUAAUAAGGCUG